Lachancea thermotolerans CBS 6340 is the source of this 420-nucleotide messenger RNA. It is a transcript of the gene SMD1, whose product is annotated as mRNA splicing protein SMD1. Gene Ontology annotation, biological process: spliceosomal snRNP assembly; RNA processing. The record is from RefSeq and is a predicted model, not a curated record. The transcript has a single exon. Gene Ontology annotation, molecular function: RNA binding. NCBI's taxonomy places the organism in Eukaryota, Fungi, Ascomycota, Saccharomycetes, Saccharomycetales, Saccharomycetaceae. Gene Ontology annotation, cellular component: U2 snRNP; precatalytic spliceosome; U5 snRNP. The coding region runs from base 1 to 420 and encodes 139 amino acids.
AUGAAGCUGGUACACUUUUUGAUGAAACUGCGCAAUGAGCAAGUCACUAUAGAGCUGAAGAAUGGAACAACGGUGUGGGGAACGCUGCAAACUGUGUCGCCUCAAAUGAAUGCUACUCUUACGGAUGUCAAGCUAUCGCUUCCUAACAAAUCCGGAAACAGCGCAGUCGCUAGUGUGUUCCUGAGUGGAGGCCAACGCAACUCUGAACAAAAAACAACGUCGUUACAGUAUAUCAAUAUCCGUGGCAAUACCAUUCGGCAGAUAAUCCUGCCAGACUCGCUGAACUUGGAUACGUUACUAGUAGACGAAAGACACCUCAAUCGGUUGAGACGCACGGGGAAGGUCACUAACGACCAUAACAAGAAGAGAAGGAUGGACUCAAACGGGGGCCCAGUCAAGAGGCCAAAGAGGGCCCUUUGA